Messenger RNA from Solanum verrucosum, 1602 nucleotides. RefSeq names its product dicarboxylate transporter 2.1, chloroplastic-like. Gene Ontology annotation, molecular function: transmembrane transporter activity. The record is from RefSeq and is a predicted model, not a curated record. The coding region runs from base 1 to 1524 and encodes 507 amino acids. Gene Ontology annotation, biological process: transmembrane transport. The transcript has 5 exons. Gene Ontology annotation, cellular component: membrane. NCBI's taxonomy places the organism in Eukaryota, Viridiplantae, Streptophyta, Magnoliopsida, Solanales, Solanaceae.
AUGUCAACUCCGAAGUCUCCUCUUCCUACCCACAAUUCUCCACCCUCAUCCCCCAACCACUCUCCUCCUCCUCCUCCUUCUCGUCCUCGUCGCCUUCCCCCAUGGAAAGGUGCAAAGCUAAUCCCACUAGCUAUAUCGAUAGCAAUUGGCCUGAUUUUUCGUUUCGCGGUCCCAAAACCCCAUAAAGUCACUACAAACGCGUGGCAACUCUUAGCCAUUUUCCUUGCAACUAUCUCGGGCCUUGUUUUAGGCCCGUUACCAGUAGGUGCAUGGGCUUUUCUUUGUCUCACAGUUACUGUCGUCACAAAAACCUUAACAUUCGCCGCGGCGUUUGCUGCUUUCACUAAUGAAGUCAUUUGGUUAAUUGUUGUAUCAUUUUUUUUCUCAAGAGGAUUUAUUAAAACUGGGCUUGGUGAUAGAAUUGCCUUAUGUUUUGUAAGUUGGCUUGGGAAAAAUACAUUGGGCCUAUCUUAUGGGCUUGCUUUAAGUGAAGCAGCCAUUUCUCCAGCAAUUCCAAGUACUACUGCAAGAGCUGGUGGCAUUUUUUUGCCUAUAAUUAAAUCACUGGCUGUUACAGCUGAUAGUCACCCAAAAAAUGAUUCUUCUAGGAAGCUUGGAGCCUAUCUUAUUCAAUCUCAAUUGCAGUGUUCUAGUAGUUCAAGUGCCCUGUUCCUAACAGCUGCUGCACAAAAUCUGUUGUGUGUGAAAUUAGCUGAGGGAUUAGGUGUACAAGUAUCAAGUAAAUGGCUGACUUGGCUCAAGGCUUCGUGUAUACCAGCAGUUAUAUCACUUCUAGUUACUCCAGUUGUACUAUACAAGAUUUUUCCUCCAGAAAUGAAGGAUACACCAGAUGCUCCAUUAAUGGCUAGAAGGAGACUGCAACAGAUGGGGCCAAUGAAAAGCGAUGAAUGGGUGAUGACGAUUGUGAUGCUUGUAACAGUUGGAUUAUGGAUUGCAGGAGAGGCUAUUGGGCUAGCAAGUGUUAUCACAGCAAUGCUGGGAUUGGUGCUACUUUUGACUUUCGGAAUACUUGAUUGGAAUGAUUGCUUGAGUGAAAAAUCCGCGUGGGAUACCUUAGCCUGGUUCGGGGUUUUAAUAGGCAUGGCAUCACAGUUAACAACUCUGGGAGUUGUCGCCUGGAUGUCAAAUGCUGUGGGUAACUACCUCGAAUCUCUUUCACUACAUUGGUUCGGAUCGUUUUGUAUCCUUCAAGCAGCAUAUUUCUUCAUCCACUACUUGUUUGCUAGUCAAACUGGUCAUGUUGCAGCAUUGUAUUCAGCAUUUCUCGCAAUGUGCUUAGCAGCAAAAGUUCCCGGUCUUUUUGCUGCAUUGGCUUUAGGAUACAACACAAAUCUUUUUGGCGGGUUGACACAUUACAGCAGUGGUCAAGCUGCAGUAUACUAUGGAGCUGGUUAUGUAGAACUACGCGAUGUUUUCAAAUUGGGCAUCAUCAUAGCUAUUAUGAAUAUUGUCAUAUGGGCAGUAGCUGGAGCUGGUUGGUGGAAGGUUCUUGGCCUUUACUAAUACUGAAAUAAGAAUUUUCUGGUGUAAUAACAAUUCAGGACAGGAUGCAUUUGUCCCAAAAAGCUCUAAUUAAAGGUA